AGUUUAGCCUGACAGACAGGAAUUCACAGUCGUUCACUCAUUUUGAAGGUGUGAGUACUUCAAAAUUAUGCGCUUUAAGAUCGAGCCGGGGCAAAGAUGCAAUGGAGGUCACUAGUAGUUGGUCUGGUAGUACUGAGACUGUCGCUCGGCUGUGUGCUGUGGCUAGCCUUCGGACUGGGACCUAGCUGGGGAUUCAACUUCCCCCUCGGUUUCAAUUUGCACAAACUAGACUUAUUAUUCAAGGAGGAGAAAGUUGAAGAGUCCGGGGGUAACUCGUGGUCUCGGCGUAUACACAACCACAAAUAUGAAGAGGCGGCGACGACCUGUGAAAAGGCUGGAGAGGAGUCACCUACCAGAUCCUACCUGAACCUGUACGAUGGCAACAAGGACGAGUACGUGAGGAGGUACAGCUCCUUCCCGGACACACUGAAGGCGAAGAUGAAGGGCAUGGCCAAAGAAAUGUUCUACUUCGGAUAUGACAAUUAUAUGAAACAUGCUUUUCCCGAGGACGAGCUGAACCCCAUUGACUGUGAAGGGAGGGGACCAGACGUGCUUAACCCGUCAAACAUCAACAUAAAUGAUGUUUUAGGGAAUUACUCCCUAACACUCAUUGACACAUUAGAUACCCUACUGGUGCUUGGCAAUGUGACAGAGUUCCAGAGAGCUGUCAAGCUGGUUAUAGAUACAGUAUCUUUUGACAAGGACUCAACUGUGCAAGUUUUUGAGGCAAACAUCAGGAUCUUGGGAAGUCUUAUCUCAGCUCACAUUCUACUGACGGACCCAAAACACCCAUUUGGAAAGGUGGGCUAUGAAGGUUAUGAUAAUGAGUUGCUUCACUUGGCUCAUGACUUGGCAGUCCGCUUACUUCCGGCCUUUGAGAACACCAGCACAGGCAUUCCCUACCCCAGGGUGAACCUGAAGACAGGAGUCCCUCCUGACAGCAUCAAUGAGACUUGUACUGCAGGAGCUGGCUCCCUACUGGUGGAAUUUGGGAUUUUGAGCCGCUUGAUUGGAGAUUCCACAUUUGAGUGGGUAGCAAGACGAGCUGUCAGAGCUUUGUGGAAUCUGAGAAGCAACGAAACUGGUUUGUUAGGGAAUGUAGUUAAUAUCCAAACAGGCCAGUGGGUUAGCAAGCAGAGUGGUCUUGGAGCUGGUAUGGACUCCUUCUAUGAGUAUUUGCUCAAAUCAUACAUCCUUUUUGGUGAGAAAGAGGACUACAGGAUGUUCCAAGCUGCUUAUGAGAGCAUACAGAGCCACAUGAGGAGAGGGAGGGAGUCCUGUAAUGAAGGAGAGGGUGACCCACCUCUCUACGUUAAUGUGAACAUGUUCAGUGGUGAGAUAAUGAACACUUGGAUAGACUCGCUUCAGGCCUUCUUUCCUGGGCUGCAGGUGCUAAACGGCGAUGUAGACAAUGCCAUUUGCCUGCAUGCCUUCUACUAUGCCAUCUGGAAGCGUUUUGGGGCUUUGCCAGAGAGAUACAACUGGCAACUGCAGGCUCCUGAUGUGCUCUUCUACCCCUUGAGACCAGAGCUGGUGGAGUCAACCUAUCUGCUGUACCAGGCGACCAAAAAUCCUUUCUAUUUGCAUGUUGGAAUGGAUAUUCUUCAGAGCCUUGAGAAAAAUGCCAAAGUCAGAUGUGGGUACGCCACUCUCCACCACGUCGUGGACAAAUCCAAAGAGGAUCGCAUGGAGAGCUUCUUCCUCAGUGAGACCUGCAAAUACCUGUACCUGCUAUUUGAUGAGGACAACCCACUACACAAAUCUGAUAACAAGUACAUCUUCACUACAGAGGGCCAUGUUGUGCCUACAGACAAGCGCUUCAGGGAGAAACAGUGGACCGACUUGUUUCCUUGUGAAGAGGGAGCGCUGGCAGAAAGAGAUCUGAAAGAGAACCAACCUAUUAGCAACAUCAGCAAUUGCAACAGGAUCCCAGAGGAGCGACGCUAUGCUCUGCCAUUAAAGAGUGUUUACAUGAGGCAGAUUGAUCACAUGGUGGGACUCUUCUGAACGAUAGGAUGCAUGUGAUGACAUUGGCAUGAACGAGUCUUCAAUACACUCCCAUCAGGUGAAGAGGCAGUGAGGUUUGAAGGGAUCCACUGUCAAAUCAGAUUUCUUGUCCCAUCUGCUCAGGAUCCAGGCAGGAAAUUCAGAUACUGAGAAAGCAGUUUGAUUACUUACUGUAUUAAUUAAAAGGUGUGCGUGGGUAUUUUUGUUCUCAGUUGGUGAGCAUCUAGUCAACAAAGGUGAACAACUUUUCUGCUGGACAAUGAGGAGUCAUGCUUACUACUUUUUGGCUGUAAGUGAUUUUAGAAUAAGUGGUGUGUUUGUAUGGAGGAAGAAAUGUCUGUUCAGGUAUGUGUACGCAUGUUUCUUGUUUCCUCAGUGUAACUUUCUUCAGGAAAACACCAACCUUGUCGAGUCCAGUAGUCCUCACAGGGACCUUAACCGGUCCUAAUGAGGCAAAACGUUAUGUUUGAGGUCCUGGUUAAGGUUAGGGUUUGGGUUUGGCUGUCUACAUCGAAUGGAAGUCAAUGCAGUGUCCUAACAAGGAUCGGUGCACAAACGUGUGUGUGUGUGUGUAUGUUUGCGUUUGUGUGUGUGUAUGCAUUUUGAAAUUACAGCUGAGCUGUGAAUCAUAAUAUAGUAUUUAUGGGAACAGUGCCAUCUAGCCACACAUAUGUAAAGUGUAUAGCCUAUAAAAACACUCACCUCUUCACCAAACUGUCACUAAAUAUGAUUAGUGCCUCUUUGUAGUUGAUUCACAUGACUAGAUCAGUGCUUUUACGCAAGGGCUGCACAUUAACAGAUAAUGACAGGUGAUGACUUAUGCGCAUACUGUAAAAACCCUGCUUGCUGUGAGGUUGUACCAUGUUUUAGAUUGUGCCUGAAGUAUUUUCUUGGUCUUAUGUAGGUCUGAGGAUGGCUUUCCAAAAUGUUGAAACUGUUACACUAUACAUAAUUUUCUUUAUAAAUAGGAUUAACUAUGUUGGGACAAUUUUAAAGUGGCUUGUCUUGCUUUUGUAUUGCACAUUUAUCAAGUAAACCUUCAGCCAAGGCUAGAUAUUUGCUAUCCAGGGAGAAACAGAAAAACAAACACAAACUGCUUCCUGCCUGUUAGCGGUUCAACCUUUCUGAUAAACCACACGAAAGCCGAAACAUUCAUCUCUCAGGCUUCUAGCUACUCAAUGUCUUACAAAGGGUGAACAGAUGAGCUGUGACUGUGUGAGAGAGGUUCAUUGUUUUAAGUGCCUUAAAUCUUUCUUGGACUUUUGGAUGCUGUACAGUGCAUAUUAGUUGUAGAUAACAUUGUCAAGUAUUUUUUUAAAGGCCACUGUUGAUAUGUCACAAUAGGUUUCAUUCCAUGUUUAUGUACAGUUUUACAAUAAUUAUUUAGACAUGAUGAAACAAGCCAUAAAAUGUAAUUUUUAAUGUUAAUGAAUGAAAACACAUUUGUCUUCCAUAAUUCUUUGUCAGAUGUUUAGUACACAGAUUCUCCUUCAUAUUGAUUAAUUCUUUUGUAAAGUAGAUGGAGUCAGUCCACAUGGAAGUCUCAUUUGCUGUUUUUGUCUUUUACAUAAUUGCACAUCAACAUGUCUGUUAAUUGUCUUGUGGCGAGAACUCAGGGUUUAAAGGAAAAACAAAACUCAAUGAAUGCUUUCAUAUAAAAAUAAAACUUUCUUGACAGGUA
Messenger RNA from Scomber japonicus (chub mackerel), 3688 nucleotides. It is a transcript of the gene edem1, whose product is annotated as ER degradation enhancer, mannosidase alpha-like 1. Gene Ontology annotation, molecular function: mannosyl-oligosaccharide 1,2-alpha-mannosidase activity; calcium ion binding. NCBI's taxonomy places the organism in Eukaryota, Metazoa, Chordata, Actinopteri, Scombriformes, Scombridae. The record is from RefSeq and is a predicted model, not a curated record. The transcript is spliced from 12 exons. Gene Ontology annotation, cellular component: endoplasmic reticulum; membrane. Bases 97 to 2007 code for a protein of 636 amino acids. Gene Ontology annotation, biological process: mannose trimming involved in glycoprotein ERAD pathway; carbohydrate metabolic process; endoplasmic reticulum mannose trimming.